AUGCACCGCAACGACUCGGUAACAGACUAUGAAAGCCUACACGUUGAUAUGAGAGAGACAAUGAGUUUCCAAUCUGCAUUGGACCUCCGGGUACUGGGCGUCUGUUGCGGAAGCGGGCUGAACCAGCUCAACUUCGCGCUGGUCCGGUACCGUCAGUCCUCACCUGACGCUACAUUGCGUCUAGAGCUCGUCCAAAGCGGCUCGGUGUCUACAUCGCCUCCUGUUCGGAACCAUAUCCUUACCUCCCUCCACGAAGCAGAACGCGAAUCCUCGCCAGUGGCAUGCGCCAAUGCGCUACUCGGUUACCUGUUUUCCAACGGCAUUAGGAGCUUCUGCGAAAAGCACGACAUACCGCUUGCGUCCAUUGACCUGGUCGGCACACACGCGUCAGGUCUAAGACGACCUGACGUGCCCGAAAGCAACGAUUUGAACACACAUCCACUAGGGUGGAACGCCAAUAUCAGCGCUGAGACUGGCAUCAGUACCGUCUUUGAUCUUACAGUCGUUGAAGCCGGUCUCGUAAGGCCUCACAUAUCCCCUAUCGCUUACGUGGACAGACUCUUCUUGAGACACGCGUCUAAAUUUCGCGCAUGUCUGGAUAUUGGCGAGCUCGUAAAUUGCAGCUUCAUCCUUCCUUUAUCGGACGGGAGUGCUCGAGAAACAUGUUGUCGCGACUGCGGACCCGGAAGUCUAUUCAUCGACUACGCCAUGAAAUACUGCACUUCAAACGACCGAAACGAAGACAAUAACGGAACAUUUGCGACGACAGGGAAGCCUCACGAAGGGAUUGUGACACAAUUUCUUGAGACAUACGACUACUCACGCAUCCUGCCUUCGCUCAGCGUAGCCAGGGAAAUGUUCGGCGAUCACGAAGCACAAAGACUCAUCGAUGAGUGUGUCGUCUUGGAACUCUCUGAAGCAGACAUCGUUGCUACUGUUACACGCGUAACGGCUGAGAAUAUUCUGAGGCAGUACCGCAGACUCCUUGCGCUCAGUUUUCCUGCUGGUCAGAACGUCGACGAACUGUUUAUUAGUGGGCCGAGCGCGCGCAACGCGAAUAUCAUAGAUUACCUCGAAGCGGAGCUCCCCGAGAGCGUGAUAACGAAGCCUCUCGACGAUAUAGGCAUACCGGGUGACGCAAACGAGGCCGUAUGUUAUGCGUACCUUGCGCUGGAAGCUGUGCUUGGACAGCCUGUACACUACUCUGCAGAAUUAUCACGGUCUUGGAGCCAGCCGGGCCAUGACAUUGUACUGGGAAGAGUUGUGCAGGGCGAGAAUUGGGAAAACCUCACCGCUUGGCUGCAGAAGUUUGCUGGUGGGAAGCCACGACGCCUCGCCAAAACCGUGAGGAUAGUUGGUAGUGUCGAAUCUGACAUAAAAGACCUCGGGCUAUGA
Messenger RNA from Alternaria arborescens, 1395 nucleotides. RefSeq lists its product as hypothetical. The coding region runs from base 1 to 1395 and encodes 464 amino acids. Gene Ontology annotation, biological process: amino sugar metabolic process; peptidoglycan turnover. Gene Ontology annotation, molecular function: ATP binding; phosphotransferase activity, alcohol group as acceptor. Lineage: Eukaryota; Fungi; Ascomycota; Dothideomycetes; Pleosporales; Pleosporaceae. The transcript is spliced from 2 exons. The record is from RefSeq and is a predicted model, not a curated record.